This is a messenger RNA of Kalmanozyma brasiliensis GHG001, 1683 nucleotides long. RefSeq names its product Alpha/beta hydrolase fold-1. Lineage: Eukaryota; Fungi; Basidiomycota; Ustilaginomycetes; Ustilaginales. Bases 1 to 1683 code for a protein of 560 amino acids. Gene Ontology annotation, molecular function: L-serine O-acetyltransferase activity; homoserine O-acetyltransferase activity. The record is from RefSeq and is a predicted model, not a curated record. The transcript has a single exon. Gene Ontology annotation, biological process: L-homoserine metabolic process.
AUGUCGCGGUCAUCACAACGCCUCUUGGCGUCAAUACGAUCGCUGGCAUCCUCGUCAUCUUCGCCCGUGCAGAGAAGCGCACCAGCUGUGUCCGCGGCAAUCUAUUCGAGGACGUCCUUUCACUCCUCGGCUGCGUCCUCGGCCUCCAACCUUGCCAAGCCCGAAUUCUCUUGCGUAGACGCAAACGAGCGAAGAGGUCAGAAAUUGCAGCGGCUAGCAGAGCAGGCGAAAGCAACAUCGUGUUCGGCGGCCCGCAACGAGCCUCCAGUAGCGUUCCCAUGCGUAGACGCCAACGAGGCAAGAGAGGACCGCUUGCGCGCACAGCUCUCGUCGCCGCAGCUCUCAGAAGACCCUUCGACAUCGCAGAACGAAGUCGACGAAUCAGGUCCAGAACCGUCGUAUACCAAGGUGGUGAGCGGAUACCAGCUCUACCACCACUCGCAACCAUUCCGUCUGGACUAUGGAGGCGGACUACCCGAAUUCGAUCUGGCGUACGAAACCUGGGGCGAGCUCAAUGCCGACAAGAGCAAUGCCAUCUUGCUGCACACGGGUCUAUCGGCAUCAUCACAUGCAGCCAGCACACCUUCAAAUCCAGCAAAAGGAUGGUGGGAGGACUUCGUCGGGCCCAACAAGCCUCUCGACACAAAUCGCUUCUUUGUCAUUUGCACAAACGUCCUCGGUGGUUGCUACGGCUCGACAGGACCAUCGUCACCGCACCCUCUCGACCCUACCAAAGCAGCCUACGCAACGAGGUUCCCGAUUCUGAGCAUCUUCGACAUGGUCCGCGCUCAGUUCCUGCUUCUCGAUCAUCUCGGCAUCGGCAAGCUGUAUGCGAGCGUGGGAAGCUCCAUGGGCGGAAUGCAGUCCAUCGCAGCUGCGCAUCUCGAGCGUGAUCGUGUUGGCAAAGUUGUCUCCAUCAGCGGUUGCGCGCGUUCCGCUCCAGCCAGCAUCGCUCUCCGCUACGCACAACGAUCGGUCCUCAUGAGCGAUCCGAAUUGGAACCGCGGCUUCUACUACGAUCAAGGCUCCCUACCUCCGCACACGGGCAUGAAGCUAGCCCGGCAGAUCGCGACCUUCACCUACCGUUCCGGCCCGGAAUGGGAGCAGCGGUUUGGGCGAGCUCGCCGAGUGGCACCUUCAUCCGAGGGUAAGGAGGAGGAGGAACUCGACCCAGCUCUCUGCCCCGAUUUCCUCAUCGAAACGUACCUCGACCACCAGGGCGAAGCGUUCUGCCUCAAGUACGACGCCAACAGCCUCAUCUACAUCAGCAAGGCGAUGGAUCUGUUCGACAUGUCGGAUCAUGCGCUUGCCGAUCUGGAACGACGUCGAACGCGCGCCCAUGGUCCUUCGUCCACCCCACUUUCCGUCAGCAACACGCACGUCCCGGCGCCGAGACCGAGAAAGAGGCAACACAUCAGCACGCUCUCCUCGCCCGCAGCACACGCUUAUGUGCCGGCACUCGCGAGAGGCAUGGCCAGACUCUCGGAUAUUCCAACCUUGGUCAUCGGCGUCCAGAGCGAUAUCCUGUUCCCCGUGGAACAGCAGAGGGAGAUCGCAGAGUGUUUGCGGUUGAACGGGAACGAUGCGGUGCGAUACUACGAGCUGGAUGCGCCGCAUGGACACGAUAGUUUCCUCAUCGACGUGCCCAAUGUGGGUGGUGCGAUCCGGGGCUUCCUCGAGUGA